Molecule: messenger RNA, 2677 nt
Organism: Doryrhamphus excisus (bluestripe pipefish)
Lineage: Eukaryota; Metazoa; Chordata; Actinopteri; Syngnathiformes; Syngnathidae
Gene: lman2la
Product: lectin, mannose-binding 2-like a
Biological process (GO): endoplasmic reticulum to Golgi vesicle-mediated transport
Cellular component (GO): endoplasmic reticulum membrane; COPII-coated ER to Golgi transport vesicle; Golgi membrane
Molecular function (GO): D-mannose binding
Source: RefSeq, a predicted model, not a curated record
UUAGCCUUUUUAAACAUUAAAUGAGUCCAAAUACUUUAUAAAGUUAGCACAGCUUAGGAUAAUUUUCCCAAUAGCCACACCUUAUGAAAAAGAACAACCACUAAAACGGAUGUAUUACGAUUGACAGCAAAACGGACCAAUGGCAAUAAGCAGUGCCAUAGCAGGACCCAAUAGGAAAGCCAUUGACUAUGUUGGGCGGUGGGUGACGUUUGAUCUACUAUGGCUGCCGUCAGCAGGAGCAGGCACCGGAGAGAUUCUAAAUCAAUACACAUUAGAAUUUCUCAUCGAAAGAUGACGCCUUUUAAACUCUUGUGGUGUUUAGUUUUCUUUGUUUUUGCUGUUAGCCACACUUUUGCUGACGACGAGGACGACGACCACGAAAUGGAGGAAUUCCUCAAACGAGAGUAUUCCCUCACCAAGCCCUACCAAGGUGUGGGGUCUUUAGGCUCCUCCCACUGGGAGCUGAUGGGUGAUGCCAUGGUAACCACCGAGCAGGUGCGCCUCACGCCUGACAUGCAGAGCCGACAAGGGGCAGUAUGGGCCCGGCUUCCGUGCCAUCUGAACGACUGGGAGAUGCAGGUGCACUUUAAGAUUCACGGACAAGGAAAGAAGAACCUCAAUGGAGAUGGGCUGGCUAUUUGGUACACAAAGGAGCGCAUGCAGAAAGGUCCUGUGUUUGGAAAUAAGGACAAUUUUACUGGAUUGGGUGUUUUUGUGGACACGUACCCCAAUGAGGAGAAACAGUUGGAGGCACAAAAGAAGAGAUACACUCCCCGCACACAGAGGAUAUUCCCUUUCGUUCUCGCCAUGGUGGGCAACGGCACCAUCAGCUACGACCACGAGCGGGACGGCCGUCCCACGGAGCUGGGGGGCUGCAAUGCCAUGGUGCGCAACCUCAAGCACGACUCCUUCCUAUUCAUUCGCUACGUCCGCCGCAGACUGACGGUGAUGAUCGACAUCGAUGGACAACACGAGUGGAGGGACUGCUUGGACAUACCCGGCGUGCGGCUGCCAAAAGGCUUUUAUUUUGGAGCGUCCGCAAUCACAGGCGACCUGUCAGACAACCAUGACAUCAUCUCACUCAAACUCUACCAACUGACCGUGUUGCGGAGCAAACAGGAAGAGGAAGAGGCAGAAGAGGAAAUAACCAUACCCAGCGUGGACAACAUGGAGCUCCUCAGAUUGAGUCAGACUGAGGAAGGCAUGAGCGGAUUGGCCAUUUUCUUCACCGUCCUCUUCUCCAUGCUGGGUUGCAUCUUUCUCGUCGUCAUAGGGCUCUUGGUCUACAGCCAUUGGAACGAAAGCCGGCGCAAGAGAUUCUACUGACAAGGCGAGCGGUGAAAGAACAAAAGGAAGUCCGGGGGAGGUGGGGAUGCUGUGGUCUACGGACCCUCGCUGCACUGAGACCAAUUGUGGGAUGAUCUUCACCUUGCCAUGGGUCGUCGACACAGAGCUUGACUUCUGAGCAGCUACAUUUCUGAAUAUGACUUUCAACUGUUUACUGUUCGUGUUCAGGGUUUCUUCACCAGGCAGUAGACUUGGUGGACAAUUUGAACACAACAUUAGGUACACCUGCACAGUCCGACAUCAAUCACGAGUUUGAGAAGCAUACUGGUACUCUGUAAGUGGUUCUCAACUGGUUUAGGUGUGUGGGACCCACCAUCACCCCCUCAGUGGAAAGCAGCCAGUCCAAAUUACAGAAAUUUAAACUCAAAACGCACACAUCUUAUAUUUAAAGGGCCAGUUUGCAACAAAUUUGUAACGUGUUGCAAGCAUUAUAUCCCACUCUCUUCCUGCUUAGGAACAAUACAUUUUAAUCCACCAAUUCUACAAUUAUUUGAACCAAAUGUGUGUCAAGGUUUUCAGUACAUCCUCUAUUGAAGAGUUGAAUGACAGCAACCUCCAGUUGCUCUUCUUCAACUCCUCAGAUGAAUAAAAAGUAAAUUCAAAGAUAUACAGUAUAUAAAAAUUAACUUUUUUUCUGAUUAACUCAGCAGGUAAUUUUAAAUAUAAUAGUAUGUCCAAGACUAGCAAGCCCACCAGUUGAGAAUUACUGCUCUGUAAUACUGACAGUUUUCAAUGUAGUACGGUUAGUCGGUAUAGAAGGCAGCAAAGGAUUCUGGAAAUUACAUGAAGGCAACUUAUUUGAAUUUGUACCAACAAAUGCAUCAUACCCAGAAACACUGUGUAUAUGACGCAGUGCAGUUCGAUGUCUUGUGUGACCUCUCCUUUCUACUUUUUUCACAAAUAAUGCCCACUGAACAUCCAAUAUGUGAUCAAGUUCAAUGCACUGAAGAAAAGGUGACUAGUUGUUUACCCAUUCUACUUUUACAAUGAUAGUUUGUAUGAUGUAUUUAAUGCUGCUCCACUUUUUGGAGUACACUCCACAAGCUCUCUGUUUGCGGCUUUUGAGGUUCUCCUUGAAAUCAUUUUGUUGUGCGAAUGACUACUUUGUGAUAACCACUUACUUUCCAGCAUUUUGAUUUUUGUUUAACCCUUUCCCUGUUCCGAUGUGCCUCAUUUAUCAUUCAGUAGCCCAGUUUUCAUAUUCUAUUUCAUAAGCCGAAAUAUUUCAAGUACUGUACCUCAUUAAAGUAUAUGUAUGGAUUGACUAAACACUGGACAACUUAUUUGAUUACUAGUAAAACAAUUCCACAUGAAUACAUAAGUCGAGUGC